AAUUUACACACUCAUGUGUGUACAUUUCUGUCCCGUGCACUGACCGAGAUCUGUGACAACAACAACAACAACAACAGCAACAACAACAACUGCGGCAUCCACACAGCUGCCAAAAUGGACGCCGAUGCGGAGCAACCGAAAUCGGAAAGAAAUACAGCACCGGAACACAUGCAGCAAGCAGCUUUGCCAUCAACGGGAAAUGGAACGGAAGCUAGAGUGGCGAAUGGAACGGAAAUUGGAACAGCGCCUGAAACAGUGGCCGCAGCUGAUGGGAAGGAGCCCAAUGAUAAGGAAUAUCAUCCACCAACAAGCUAUCUGGAGACAAUUGUGCAUUUGUUUAAGGGGAACAUUGGACCUGGCCUCUUUGCCAUGGGCGAUGCCUUUAAGAAUGGCGGUCUGAUUGUCGCUCCAGUGUUGACCAUUGCGAUAGCAGUGGUUAGCAUACAUUGUCAGCAUGUCCUCAUUGCCUGCUCCAAGAAGAUGAGAGAUGUGAGAGGCGAUGCUAUUUGCUCGGACUAUGCCGCAACCGUGGAGCAGUGUUUCGAGUAUGGACCCGUCAAGCUGCGAAAUUGGUCGCGGACCAUGGGUCGCCUUGUCGAUAUCUUCAUCUGUGUCACCCAACUGGGCUUCUGUUGCAUCUACUUUGUGUUCAUCAGCACCAAUUUGCGGCAGAUAUUGCGGGCCUACGACAUCAACAUAGAUGUGCAUCUGGUUAUGGUAAUGGCAUUUUUGCCUGUGCUCCUCUCCUCGCUUAUUACGAAUCUGAAGUGGUUGACGCCCGUCUCCUUCAUCGCCAACAUUUGCAUGAUUCUCGGCUUGGCCAUCACGCUUUACUAUGCGCUCCGCGACGGAUUACCAGAUGUUCGGGAACGCGCCCUUUACACAAAUGGAUCUCAGCUGGCUCUGUUCUUUGGUACAGCGAUCUUCGCCUUUGAGGGCAUUGCCUUGGUUCUGCCGCUGAAGAACGCUAUGCGGAAACCGCGUCAAUUCGAAAAAACCUUUGGUGUCCUUAAUGUGGGCAUGUUUCUGGUCACCAUUAUGUUCAUGUUCGCCGGCUCUGUGGGCUAUAUGAAGUGGGGCGAGGAUGUUGGUGGCAGCCUAACACUUAAUCUGGGUGAUACCAUCCUAGCGCAGUCGGUUAAACUUAUGGUGUCCAUGGGUGUUCUACUGGGCUAUCCGCUGCAAUUCUUCGUAGCCAUUCAAAUAAUGUGGCCCAGUGCGAAGCAGUUCUGUCGUCUUGAAGGGCGCUCUCUAAGCGGGGAGCUGGGUUUUCGUACGCUUCUCGUCAUUUUAACGUUGGCCAUAGCCGAGCUCGUGCCAGCACUUGGACUCUUCAUCUCAUUGAUCGGCGCUCUGUGCUCCACGGCUCUGGCGCUUGUUUUUCCGCCCGUUAUUGAGCUGAUCGCACGAAGCGAACCGAAUAAGGGACCCGGAGUUUGGCUCUUUGCCAAGAACCUGGUCAUAUUGUUGCUGGCACUACUGGGCUUCUUCACCGGCUCCUAUGAAAGCCUGAGGCAAAUCUUCAAGCACUUCGGAGAGGAGGAACUACACUGAUUGGCAUUGAAUAUGCGGGAAGUUGGUGCUCGAAUAGCAAACAGCAAAUAAAUCUGCAUAAUUAAUUUAAGUGUUUAUUUUUAUACAAUUAAACUAGCCUCUAAGCCACAAUUCAUCAGAUUGCAAAUCAUCAUCUUCAAUAUUAUAUUGUUUCCUUAUUAAUCCAAAAAAAAAAAAAAGAAAAAACGAACAAACCUUAAAGCAAA
Scaptodrosophila lebanonensis is the source of this 1760-nucleotide messenger RNA. RefSeq names its product proton-coupled amino acid transporter 1. Gene Ontology annotation, biological process: amino acid transmembrane transport. The coding region runs from base 115 to 1554 and encodes 479 amino acids. Lineage: Eukaryota; Metazoa; Arthropoda; Insecta; Diptera; Drosophilidae. The transcript is spliced from 6 exons. Gene Ontology annotation, cellular component: vacuolar membrane. The record is from RefSeq and is a predicted model, not a curated record. Gene Ontology annotation, molecular function: amino acid transmembrane transporter activity.